This is a messenger RNA of Helianthus annuus (common sunflower), 930 nucleotides long. RefSeq lists its product as uncharacterized. The record is from RefSeq and is a predicted model, not a curated record. Lineage: Eukaryota; Viridiplantae; Streptophyta; Magnoliopsida; Asterales; Asteraceae. Bases 1 to 930 code for a protein of 309 amino acids. The transcript has a single exon.
AUGACAUGGGGUUGGCGGAAGAUUCUUGCUCUUCGUGAUUUAGUCCGUCCUUUCUUGUGGAAGUCUAUUGGUAAUGGUGCUAAUACGAAUGUGUGGAGUGACACUUGGUGUAAUGUGUGUCCUCUCCGUUCCCAUAUUAGUCCGAGAGCAAUUGCAAAUGCAGGAUUCAAUCUGCAAUCGUCUGUGGCGGAGAUGAUUGACUCUAGUGGUAAUUGGAAGUGGCCAGUGGCGUGGUAUGAUCUUUUCCCAGUUCUAAUUAAUCUCCAAGUCCCGGUUCUUCAUGAUACACAGGACCGAUUGGUUUGGAUAAAUUCUGAAGGGAAUUCUUGUUAUUUCUCUUCGUGGGAGGUCUGGAACAAUAUUCGAUAUCGAGAGCAUGUCGUUUCGUGGUUACAUAUGGUUUGGUUUAAACAAUGCAUCCCAAGGCACUCGUUUCAUUUGUGGAUGGUCAUCAGGAAUAAGUUGAAAACUCAGGAUCGUAUGUCCGUUUGGGAGGCGGGUAGUGCUACAAACUUAAAUCUGAUGUGCUGCCCUUUAUGUUAUCAUGACCGAGACUCGAGGAACCAUUUGUUUUUUGAGUGUUCGUAUGCUAAGGAGAUUUGGCUUAGCAUUAGGGAUAUGGCGAAUAUGGGUAAUGUGAAUGGCCGGUGGGAAGACAUUAUGCUGUGGAUGGACCAACACUCCACUCGACAACCGGUCAAUGUUGUGAGCAGGUUGGUGGUGGCAGCAGCUUCCUAUUUCGUUUGGCAAGAAAGGAACUCGAGACUCUUCAAUCGGAACCAACGUUCAGCGACGGCUUUAUCUCAGGAAAUCGUUAAUACCGUUCGUUUACGGCUUUUGUCAUUCAAAUUCAAACAGGGAGCGGUAAACAGGAACUUUCUUCAGAAGUGGAACAUUCCAAGUAAUAACUUGGAUAUUGAUCCGGGCUAG